ACAAAAAUACACAAAUAACUAUGGAAAUUUUAAAGAGCAUAAAUAAUAAGGAAAUACUAAUGGAGGUUCUGCAUUUGUCGAUUGAAUUUUUAAUUGGCAAUAUUAACGACCAACAAACCCUUCGUUUAUCACACAAAUACGGAUUUCAAAAUCCUGACGACUUUCUCCUGGCAACGCGUACUAUAUCUAAAUACUAUAAGCACUGUUGCACAGAUAAUGAUGAAGCUGAGCUAUCGGAAAAAUUAUCUUACUUAAGCCCUGAGCUUAGGCCGUUGGUGCCACUGGUGUUGGCAGCCAGAUUGGAUGCUGUGGAGCAUGCUCUUGGAAAAUGUGAAUACUUCAAGAAGAAUGUAAAAUUAGUUGUCUCCUUCUCCUGGGACACCAGAUUAUUGUUGGGCGACAGCAGUUACCGUAGUAAUGUACGCCAAGUGGCUACAGUUAAUUUAAAUUGUCGUUCCAAUACACGCCAGGAUGUGCUCUAUUUCGAAAUGAGCUUGGAUAAGCUAUGCGAAUUUAUAGAAGUAUUAGAAAAAGUUUUUAAUGCAAACAAGUUAGCAAAUAAAUAAAUUUAUUAAGUCAAGUCAAGGACGUUUCCAAAAUGUAUUGUACUUUAAAGCUGUUAGGGAGUGUUCAGGUGGGUUGUGGACAGGAAUUGUAGACCUUUUAAUAAAUGGAUAUAUUAAUAUAUUUGACAAAUAAUGAAUAUUAGGUAUAGCUGUAGCAUUUAUUAUAAUUUUGCAUAACUUUAACUUAAUACGCCAAUGGGCAUAUUAUUAGAGGUUGAGCCAAUUUAUAUUACAUAUUGGACUUUACAUCUUAUAUAUUUUUGUCAAUUUA
Drosophila busckii is the source of this 837-nucleotide messenger RNA. RefSeq lists its product as uncharacterized. NCBI's taxonomy places the organism in Eukaryota, Metazoa, Arthropoda, Insecta, Diptera, Drosophilidae. The record is from RefSeq and is a predicted model, not a curated record. The coding region runs from base 21 to 566 and encodes 181 amino acids. The transcript is spliced from 2 exons.